AUGUUGUUUGCUCACCCCACCUCAAGAAGGAUUCAGAGCUACCCAUUGCCACUCAAGCUAUAUUCCCUACCACAGGCGGAGAUGACAGUCCUCUUGUUAGAAGUUAGCCCAUCAGCACUGUACUUACGAUACAGUAUUUUCCGGAUUUCGUUACUUAUGUGA
This is a messenger RNA of Heterobasidion irregulare TC 32-1, 162 nucleotides long. RefSeq lists its product as uncharacterized. The coding region runs from base 1 to 162 and encodes 53 amino acids. The record is from RefSeq and is a predicted model, not a curated record. Lineage: Eukaryota; Fungi; Basidiomycota; Agaricomycetes; Russulales; Bondarzewiaceae. The transcript has a single exon.